Molecule: messenger RNA, 1918 nt
Organism: Drosophila hydei
Lineage: Eukaryota; Metazoa; Arthropoda; Insecta; Diptera; Drosophilidae
Exons: 6
Coding region: 199-1824 (541 amino acids)
Biological process (GO): regulation of neuron differentiation; positive regulation of transcription by RNA polymerase II
Cellular component (GO): nucleus
Molecular function (GO): DNA-binding transcription factor activity, RNA polymerase II-specific; RNA polymerase II transcription regulatory region sequence-specific DNA binding
Source: RefSeq, a predicted model, not a curated record
UUGGCCGCAGAAGACGCGUUUUCGCUGCGCCGUUGCCCAAUUCGCCGUGACUCGCGUGUGUCUGUGUUGUUGUUAUUAUUGUUGUUGUUUCUUAUUGCAUUUCCGAACAAUUGUAACAGACUGAGCUUUCAAGCGAAAAUAAUGCUAGUUCUAUGAUAGCACGUGCCCUUAACCCCAGACAGCCCCAGCGGGUGCGGCAUGGAGCGCAGCAGCAGCAGCAACAGCACCGAGCCACCAGCGGAUGUGGAGCCCAGCCCCACGCCCAGCUGCGAUGAGCCGCCACCUCUGGCCACACAAAUCACCUCAAUCGACGGAUUCUUCAACCGCAAGCGCGGCCGACCGCCCAAAAAUCGAUUUGUCGAAGUCUAUAAGAGCGCUCAACAGUCACCACAGGCCAUCUUCACUAGCUUCAAAUUGGAGAAAAAUGAGCCAUCCUCUGGCUAUGGCUUGGCGAGCUCCUCCGAUGCAGCCGAAGAGCGCCUCAGACUUGGAGUUGGCGCUGGGGAAUCGACUGCAACAGAUCUCACACCUAGUCGUAGCAGAAAGAGAGCCCGCGUUUGGUCUGUGGACCUGCACAGAAGUCUCACAAAUGUGAGCAGUGCGAGUCCUGGCGUGGAGAGGACGAAGAAUACUUCAACCAGGGAGUUGCCUGAGAGAGACAGAUCACCUAUUCCAAUGAUGUUUAGCACGCCUAGCACGCAGCCGGCUGCUGCCAGCAAGCCCGUGGAGCGAGUUUCCGUUGUUCGCGCCGCGGGCACCUUCUAUCCAGAGAACGCCAGCUCAACUCAGGCAGCAGAGCUAACGGAGUCCUCCGCCAGAUACUGUUCGCUGCCCAACAUAGAGUGCGUUGCGGAUCAGCCGGAAGAUCUGAGCAUGCGCGGCAGCCAAGCGGGCGCAACGGGUGGGCGUGGCGAGCCGGAGACGAAGCUAUUGCAGUUCAAGCAGCUGCUCGACCUGUAUCAGCGUCAGGUGCUGUUGCCCAGUUUCCUGGCUGCCGCCAGUCAACCUGCUGCACUGGACAUGCGCCUGCUGCUGGAGAAUGCGGCACAGCAGAAGAUGCUGCUGAUCAAUGCGGCUGCAGCGGGCGCUGUAGCAGCAGCAGCGGCCGCAGCAGCAGCAACAGCAGCGACGGGCACAGCAGAGGAGAGCGCAACAGCUCCCAGCGCAGCAGUGCCAACACCCGCUCGAGCCACUAGCAAGCGGGCACGGGAUCAGGACAUACCCACGGGCUACCUCAAGUUCCGCUUCAAUGAGGAUUGCGGCUUCGAGCGCUGCGGCUAUCGCAACCACCAGUCGCACUUCCACUGCAAUCGACGCGAUUGCCAUUACAGCUUCUGCGACAAGACGCGCUUCGUGCAGCACACGGCGCGGCACGAGCGCAUGGACAGUCUGAUGGGCGAGGACUUUCGCCAGUAUCGCGCGAACAUGCGCUGCGGCGUGCCCGACUGUUGCUAUGCCACACAGGCGGCAACAGCAAGUGCGGCAGACGACGGCUUGGCCUUGACGGCGCCCAAGAAGUCCUCCCACUUCCAUUGCCGUAAGUGCGACUAUGUGUGCACCGACUCCAACAAGGUGGUGGCCCAUCGUCGCCUGCACCUGCGACUCGAGUAUGUGCGCUCGGCUGGCUUCAGGAAGGUCGCUAGCAACGAGUCCUGCGAAUCAGCUGGCUGCACCUAUGCGCUGCGGCACACGCACUACCACUGCACCACCUGCGACUGCAGCGUGCUCUCACGCGCCCAGCUAGCCUCGCACAGGCACAGGACACUGGCUCAGCCCGCCAAGCAGCUGGCGGAGAGCGCUGCAGACCUGGCUGCAUAUCCUUAGGCUAAGUGUUCAGCAAAAGCAAUAGAAGCCAUACAAAUCCAAAUGCAAUAUGUAAAUUAGAUCAAAUUAAAUGAAGCUAAGUGACAAACUACAA